CCGGGGGCGCUGCGGAGAGAGACUGGGUCAGGACGCGCAGUAGCAACGGCAGCGCAGCUAAAGCUUGGCUGGUCGGGACCGGAGCAAGAGUUCCUCAGCCGGCAGGAUGGUGGCGAUACAGAGUUACUGUGAGGGAAAUGAGUCCCUGGCACAAGCAUGGGCCCAGCAGGGCCUCUAUCCCUGUUUCUACUUCACACUGGUGCCCGCAGUGCUGUUCAGUGUCUGCCUCCUAUUGGGUGCCCUGCAGUACGCUUGUUAUGCCCGCUUCAGCCGUACCAUGGAGCCAAAGUAUAUCCCACGCUCCCGCCUGUACCACGUCCAAGUUCUCCUCUCUCUGCUCCUUGCACUGCUGCCCUUUGUCGCCUUCUUGUGGCAAGCAUUGGGCAUGCAGCAGCUCUAUGGGUAUAUGGUGCUGUACGCUUGCCUCUCUGCCGUGGGCUGGGCCGGCUCAGUUGGGCUGCUGCACUUGGAGCGCACCAGAGUGAUGGCGCAGGACCGGAUCCGAGGCCACGGCGCAAUCCUUCUCCUCUACUGGGCUCUGGCUUUUGCUGCAGAGAACCUGGCCUUAAUCUCUUGGAGCAGCCCACUCUGGUGGUGGGAGUUACAAGACACCGACCAGAAGGUCCAAUUCAGCCUGUGGUUACUCCGCUACAUCGGCACCUUCACCCUCUUCACUUUGGGGAUAAAGGCCCCAGGGCUGCCCCGAAAGCCUUACAUGCUGCUAAUUAAUGAGGAUGAGCGCGACGUGGAGAACAGUCAGCCCCUGCUUCCAGAUGCCAGACACCACGCUUCCACCUGGAGGGAUUUCGGCCAGAAGUUGCGCCUACUUAUACAGUACAUGUGGCCAAAGGGGAAUUGCCCGCUGCAGGGGCUGGUGAUCUUCUGCCUGAUGCUUAUGGGGCUGGAACGUGCCAUCAACGUCUUUGUGCCCAUCUUCUACAAGAAUAUUGUGAACGAGCUCACGGACGGGGUUGCUUGGCGUAUCCUCCUUCGGACUGUCUGCGUCUACGCGGCCCUCAAGUUCCUCCAGGGAGGAGGUGCUGGGUCCACUGGCUUCAUUAGCAACAUGCGCACCUUCCUCUGGAUCCGGGUGCAACAGUUCACCAGCCGCGAAAUCCAGGUGCAGCUCCUCAGGCACCUCCACAGCCUGUCUCUUCGCUGGCACCUGGAGCGCAAGACGGGCGAGGUGUUGCGCAGCGUUGACAGAGGCACGAGCAGCAUCAACAAUCUACUCAGCUACAUCGUCUUCAGCAUCUUCCCCACAGUGGCCGACAUCAUAAUUGCUAUUGUGUAUUUCACCUCAAUGUUCAGUGCCUGGUUCGGUCUCAUCAUCUUCCUCUGCAUGAGCCUCUACCUGGCGUUGACCAUUAUCAUGACCGAGUGGCGAACCAAGUACCGCCGGGAGAUGAACACUUGUGACAAUGCAGCCAGGUCUCGCGCAGUUGACUCGCUUCUCAACUUUGAGACGGUGAAAUAUUACAACGCUGAGAACUAUGAGGCCAGGCGCUUCAAUGAUGCUAUUGUCAAGUACCAGGUCUCAGAAUGGAAAGUCAACGCGUCGCUGGCACUGCUGAACCAAACGCAGAACCUGGUGAUCGGGUUGGGGCUGCUGAGCGGAUCCCUGCUGUGUGCAUACUAUGUGACCAAGAAGAAGCUCCAGGUGGGCGAUUAUGUUCUCUUUGGCACGUACAUCAUCCAGCUGUACACCCCACUGAACUGGUUUGGCACCUAUUACAGAAUGAUCCAAAGCUCAUUCGUUGACAUGGAGAACAUGUUUGAGCUCUUCAAUGAGGACCAGGAGGUAAAGGAUGAACCAGGUGCUGGGGAACUUCGGUUUCUGGCAGGACGCGUGGAGUUCGAAAAUGUCCAUUUCGGCUAUGUGGAAGGGAGGGAAAUCCUGCAUGACGUUUCCUUCACAGUGAUGCCUGGGCAGACCCUAGCGCUGGUGGGCCCCUCUGGCUCAGGGAAGAGCACCAUCAUUCGCCUGCUCUUCCGCUUCUACGACGUGUGGGGAGGCUGCAUCCGAAUCGACGGCCAGGACAUCUCCAAGGCAAAGCAGGUCUCUGUGCGUUCCCACAUCGGCGUGGUGCCUCAGGACACUGUCCUCUUCAACGAUACCAUUCGCAACAAUAUCCGCUACGGCCGUAUUGAUGCCACCAAUGAAGAGGUGGUGGAAGCAGCCAUCGCCGCCAACAUUCAUGAACGUAUCCUCACCUUCCCUGAUGGUUACGACACGCAGGUUGGCGAGCGGGGCCUGAAGCUGAGCGGUGGGGAGAAGCAGCGAGUCGCUAUCGCUCGCACCAUCCUAAAGAACCCCCAGAUCAUCUUCUUCGAUGAGGCGACAUCAGCGUUGGACACUAAGACCGAGAGAAAUAUCCAGGCGUCCCUGGCUAAAAUUUGCGCGAACCGCACCACCAUCAUUGUGGCUCACAGGUUGUCCACUGUGGUGAAGGCCGAUCAAAUCCUUGUCAUUCGGGAGGGCCGAGUGGUGGAGCGAGGAAGGCAUGACCAGCUGAUGAAGAAGGGCGGCAUGUACAACGAGAUGUGGUUGCAACAAGGGAGUGACAAGCCAGGUGGCUCGGAUCUAGAGAGCAAGGCCAGUGGUGAGUCCGAGUCUGAGCCCGAAAGCAAGGACAGCGGCGCUCUCUAUGAGUCGCAAGCGGCCAGCGAAAAGAGCGCUACCAGUGCCAAGUCUGCGUCCGAGGCUGCAGAGACUUCCAGCACCGCCGCUGAGAGCACUGCCGCCGAGAGCACCGCCACUUCUGAGUCAUAGCCAAGCCACGGGGAGAACGAUUAAGCAGCCUACAGAGAUGCUCAGCAGCUCCUGCCGGCUGUGGCUUGAAGCCAACGAGGCAGGAACCACCUCUGCCGUCCUGUUUGUGACUUCUUAUGGCGUUAACAAGGGAGACUCUCAAGUCAUUGCAGCAGCAGCAGCAGCAGCAGCAGCAGCCACACCACAUUAGAAGUGUACUCAGGGAUGCCAAACAUGAGGGAAAGCUAGACUGCACAGUUCCCCCAUCAUGCACCUCUCUUCAUGAGCAGGGCCUGCCCACAGCACUAGAGCAACGUAAGAGCGUCCUCCGAGCCGCUGCCAGUGAUCCAGGGAAACUUGUUUGGUGAUCCAGGUGCAUGAUCAGUGAUUAAUGGAAAGGGAGGCUGGGACCAGGGCCACCCUAAUCUACCGUCCACAUGGGCCUUCCUUGCCGAUGAACCGGGGGAGGGGUGAAGGGCAUGUGUGAACGUUGCCAGCCCCUUGUUUGCAACCACAGAGGAAGCCCGGAAAAUGGCUGUGCGUUUUCAUAGGUUCUGAUUUUGAAAUGUCUGUUUUGAUUUUCAUAAACUCUCCGUGUUUUUAGAUCCA
Elgaria multicarinata webbii is the source of this 3361-nucleotide messenger RNA. It is a transcript of the gene ABCB6, whose product is annotated as ATP binding cassette subfamily B member 6 (LAN blood group). The coding region runs from base 107 to 2773 and encodes 888 amino acids. Gene Ontology annotation, cellular component: vacuolar membrane. Gene Ontology annotation, molecular function: ABC-type heme transporter activity; ATP hydrolysis activity; heme binding. The transcript is spliced from 20 exons. Gene Ontology annotation, biological process: heme transport; transmembrane transport. The record is from RefSeq and is a predicted model, not a curated record. NCBI's taxonomy places the organism in Eukaryota, Metazoa, Chordata, Lepidosauria, Squamata, Anguidae.